AUGUUUUAUACCGCACAAUUUCGUAAUUAUAGUAUACCACCAUUUCUACUUAAUCGUAUUGCCAUCACAGAACAAAAGAAAUUAAUAAUACGAUGUGGAAUUUGGUCUUCAUACGAUCCGUAUGUACCUAAGGAGGGCGCUGCUGGUGGUCCGCCUUCAAAGACUGUAGAAAUUCAAAAAAAAAUUGAUGAUACAGUAGAAGUUAUACGUGAUAAUCUUAAAUUUGUUGCUGGAAGGGGAGAGAAAUUAGAUAAUUUACAAGAUAAAACUGGUAAUUUAUGUUGGAAAAAAAUCUGUCAAAAUCGGCAAAAGGAUUUCAUCUUUUCUCAAAUGAAGUACGAAAAAAAACGUGGUGGAAAGAUAUGA
This is a messenger RNA of Entrophospora sp. SA101, 366 nucleotides long. NCBI's taxonomy places the organism in Eukaryota, Fungi, Glomeromycota, Glomeromycetes, Entrophosporales, Entrophosporaceae. The record is from the annotation of a GenBank genome assembly.